Molecule: messenger RNA, 279 nt
Organism: Aspergillus ibericus CBS 121593
Lineage: Eukaryota; Fungi; Ascomycota; Eurotiomycetes; Eurotiales; Aspergillaceae
Product: 60S ribosomal protein eL43
Exons: 4
Coding region: 1-279 (92 amino acids)
Biological process (GO): translation
Cellular component (GO): ribosome
Molecular function (GO): structural constituent of ribosome
Source: RefSeq, a predicted model, not a curated record
AUGACGAAGCGCACCAAGAAGGUCGGUAUCACGGGUAAAUAUGGUACCAGAUACGGUGCCUCCCUGCGUAAGCAGGUGAAGAAGAUGGAAGUGUCCCAGCACGCCCGUUACAUCUGCACCUUCUGCGGAAAGAACACCGUCAAGCGCAAGGCUGUUGGUAUCUGGGAGUGCAAGGGCUGCAACAAGGUCGUUGCCGGUGGUGCCUACACCGUCUCUACCCCCGCCGCCGCUGCCACCCGCUCCACCAUCCGCCGUCUCAGAGAAAUCGCGGAGGUUUAA